Molecule: messenger RNA, 2477 nt
Organism: Chilo suppressalis (striped riceborer)
Lineage: Eukaryota; Metazoa; Arthropoda; Insecta; Lepidoptera; Crambidae
Source: the annotation of a GenBank genome assembly
UUUCAGAUAAAGAAACCAAAAGAAACGUUUAGAACGAAUCAAAUCUAUCGCGAAAUGUCAUUUUUGUUCGAUUUUCAUUUGAAAAAGUGAACGAACCGACUAGUGUUGUUUUGUAACAAAUUAUCUUGAAAUUAAACCUUUCUUAUUUAUGUGAUGACUGCAAGAUAAGUUGCGUUGGAUUUGUCGAAGUUCCAUUUGUGAUUUUACAUGCUCAAUUAAAGCUUUGCUAGUGUAAUAACUGUGAUGUCGCCCGAUUUAGAAUAGCUGUGUGACAAUAACAAAAUUGAGAUGCUACCAAUUUUGAUGUACAAUAAUAUGGAAGGGAGUUCCAAUUUGAAUAACAGUCCCGGUUCGAGUUUCAGUGGUGUCUACGAUGAAAGCGUGAUUUUGAAUUGUGUUCGGAGUAGGAAGAAAGUCAGCGAAUUACCCAAUUGUCCUGUAUGUAGUUGUACGAUAAGACAGGGUGAAUUAGACAGUCACUUGGCUUUAGAAGUAGAGAGACUCAAUAAAUUGUCGAGUGGUUCUAAGAGAAAACUCAGUGUUAACUCCUCUCCUAACUUGGCACUGCCGGGCUCUAGUUCUGCCGGUUUCGAAGAUACCGAUGAUCAAGAAAUUGAUGUUUCAGGGUGCCCAGGAGGCGAUGUGUAUCAGCGAGUACACGCCAACCGUCUCCGCCGGCUCCGGCAACGGCGUCGGAGCACACCCCCGCCCCCGCAGGGCGAAUGUCCCGUAUGCAACACCACGAUACCUACAUCCCGUCUGCAACGACACGCUCUACGGUGCCUCAAGAGGACCGGAGCUGUGAUGGAUGAAGACGUGCCUGAUACAAGCUCCGAAGAAGGAAGCAUUGAUGUGGAGAAUGACGAGCCGUCAGGUGGUUUCGGGGCGGAAUAUCAGUGGUGCGGGGAGUGGAGAGUGCGCGCUACCGCCCUGCAGGGGGACCAGGCCAGGGUUGCCACAUGCGUGCGGCGCGCCUCACACGACCAAGCGUUGGUAGUUGACGGCGACGAAGACACAGAGUUAUACGGCCCCCCACAAUAUUCCCCCUCUAGAAUAGCCCCAGAUGCAUUUAUACCUGAACAUGAUACAUCUGAAGAGAUUGACGCGGAGGCAUUGUCGGAUUCUUCACAAGAACUCAAUGUUAGCACCGAAGGAAAAUCAAAACCCAACGGAUUGGUGGAAGCCAGCGCUGAGACAAGGAUACAAGCUUUGAAAGUGAAAAUCAAAGAAUUGGAGAGAAGACAGAACAGUGCGUCCGAAGCCAAAUGUCUUAUAUGCCUCAGUCCACAUUCAUCACCCACUGUCUCCAUACAAUGCUGGCACGUCUAUUGUGAGGUUUGUUGGCUCCAAUCACUGAAAGCUAAGAAAAUAUGCCCUCAGUGCAAUGCCAUCACAUCGGCUCAACAUUUGAGAAGAAUAUAUAUGUAACUUACAAUACAUAACACUUACAAACUAUGUUUCAUACAAAAUAGGGUAUUUGACAACGAUUUGAAAACGAUCUAAGGUUAUUUACUAGUGCGUAUGAACUCUAUAAAAAAAAGGCUAGAGAAAAUUUGACACGGCCGUCAGGGCCGCGGUAGCAUAAUGGUCAGUGCAUUCGCCCGGAUAGCGAGGGGUGCGGGUUCGAGUCCCGUCCGCUGUCUGGUCCGCGUGGAAUGUUUUCUAGUAAACUUUUCUUAAGAUCUAUAAGAAGUAGUUAUUUACCAUCCUUUUGAGUAUUUGAGUAAAGAAAUUAUGAAAAAUGUUACUUUCAGACAUGCUAUAAAUUCUUUCUUUCUCUCUGUAUGCCGCUGAAACGUUUCUCUGGGUAAUAUGGCGUGUUUACCUAUGUGUGACGUCACACGGCUGCCGUUCAAACGUCAAACGGUACAACUAAUGUCACUGGCCGGAAGUUUACCUAUGUGUGACGUCAUUUUAGGGCCCCCGCCGAUCUCGGGCGUUUUCUGUCACGUGAUAAUUUCGAUGGAAAAACUACCAAUUUCCUUUAUGUGGUUUUUUUUGUAAAAUUACCAAUAUUUUUCUGUUUAAAUUGUAUAUAUAUUUUAAUAUUUGUGUAUUCUAUUGAUAUAUAUAUAUUACUUACCUGGUUUAUUUAGCAUAUUUCCUUAUUGCACCCCCGUAUUUUUAUUUCUCACGCUUUUACUGGUCGACUGGUAGAGAAUGCCUUAUGGCAUUAUGUCCGCCAUUUGCUGUUUGUUUUGCUAUAAAGUAUAAAUAAAUAAAACCGCGGCCAAUGUUCAAUCUUAAUAAAGAUGCCAACAAUUGACACUUUAUUUUGAACUAGCUGCCGCCCGCGACUUCGUACGCGUGGAGUUAGUUAGAAAUAAAGGUUCACUGCUCGUUCCCCGUAGGUGAUAGCGUGAUAAUAUGUAGCCUAUAUGUUGACCCGACUUCUUAAUAAUAUUCGUGCCAAAUUUGAAGCAAAUCCAUGCACUACUUUUUGAAUUUAUCCCGGACAUUCAUACAGACAAACAGAC